Molecule: messenger RNA, 3045 nt
Organism: Nerophis ophidion (straightnose pipefish)
Lineage: Eukaryota; Metazoa; Chordata; Actinopteri; Syngnathiformes; Syngnathidae
Gene: kcnq1.2
Product: potassium voltage-gated channel, KQT-like subfamily, member 1.2
Exons: 20
Coding region: 198-2504 (768 amino acids)
Biological process (GO): transmembrane transport; potassium ion transport
Cellular component (GO): membrane
Molecular function (GO): voltage-gated potassium channel activity
Source: RefSeq, a predicted model, not a curated record
AGUCCCGCAGACAGACGCCGACUUGACACUUGUGCGAUUUUUUCUUUACUUUUGAAUUUAUCGCCAAAAUCCAACGUCUGGAUUGUAACUUGCUAUCUUCGCAACUUUUACAAUAAUUUGUAUUAGACGUUGCUUGCAACCUGAGGAUGUAUUUAUGAUUUCCCCUGCUUUUGGCGUUUGGACGAUUGACGGCAUGGAUGCGCUGGCAGCCCUGCAGAGAGAGCGCUCAUCCGCAGCAGGAAGCUAGCCAUGCCUCUCUAGGCCUCCACCCCCCCGACACCAACACCACCUCCACCUGCUCUCACCCGAGGGACGCUGAGAGUCUGAUGGGGGAGCGACGAGCGAGGUCCUUCCACAUGACCUGCCACCUGCAGCGGGACUACGGCAGCAGCUUGGCGGGGCCCUUCGCACCAUACGGCCCCAACGGCUACACCAGCACCAGCCUCAGCCUGGACCGGGAGAUGGACGCUGACCCUUGUCCGGCCGGCGCCGGUCCCAUCGGAGGCCGAUAUUCUCCCGUCUCAAUGGAACGGGACCCCGCGGCGGGGAAUGAUGGAUCGGGCGUCCCCGCGGCCGACGACCCGGCGCUGCAGCUUGUGCCCGGUCAGCCGUCCGUGGCCCAGGCGCCGCCACCUCUGCCGCCUUCCAGCUGGCUACGUCACCACCAGAAGGAUUUCCAGCGGCCGUACGUCAAGACCAGCAUGCAGGGGGACGUCUAUAACUUCCUGGAGAGACCGGCUGGACUCAAGUGCUUCCUCUACCACUUCCUUGUGUUCCUGAUGGUGCUGGUGUGUCUCAUCUUCAGUGUCCUGUCCACCAUCGAGCAGUAUGCCGAGUUUGCCACCGGAUCACUUUUCUGGAUGGAAAUAGUGCUGGUUCUGUUCUUUGGAUCGGAGUACGUGGUGAGGCUGUGGUCCGCCGGCUGCCGCAACAAAUACGCCGGCAUCAAAGGACGGCUGCGCUUCAUCAGGAAGCCCAUAUCAAUCAUAGACUUGAUUGUGGUCAUCGCCUCCAUCAUCGUGCUGGCUGUGGGCUCCAAUGGCCAGGUCUUUGCCACCUCUGCUAUCAGAGGCAUUCGCUUCCUGCAAAUCCUGCGCAUGCUCCACGUGGACCGGCAGGGGGGAACAUGGCGGCUGCUGGGAUCUGUAGUCUUCAUCCAUCGACAGGAGCUGAUCACAACUUUGUACAUCGGCUUCUUGGGCCUCAUCUUCUCCUCCUAUUUUGUCUACUUGGCCGAGAAGGACGCCGUUGACGAGGAGGGCAAGACGGGCUUCUCCAGCUAUGCUGAUGCCCUGUGGUGGGGCGUGGUGACGGUGACCACCAUCGGCUACGGAGACAAGAUCCCUCAGACGUGGAUCGGCAAGGCCAUCGCCUCCUGCUUCAGCGUCUUCGCCAUCUCCUUCUUUGCUCUGCCGGCUGGGAUCCUGGGUUCAGGGUUUGCCCUGAAGGUCCAACAGAAGCAGAGACAGAAACACUUCAACAGACAAAUCCCGGCUGCGGCUUGUCUCAUCCAGACACUGUGGCGGUGCUACGCGGCAGAGAAACCCAACGGCUGUCUGGCGACGUGGAAAAUGUACGUGCUAACCCCCGAGGCCAUCGCUGCCACGGAACCGGACAACUCCAGUCCGACCAUCAGGAAGCUCAACAUCUCGAAAAAGUGCACCAAAAGGAGGCUGAAGUCGUUUCGAGGUCAGGAGUCCCUGGGCGUGUCCUCCGAGAGGGCCGUGUCCAUCCCUCAAAUCACCUACGACCACAUCGAGGACUCUGUGGACAAGAAAGACGUCUCUUUCUUCAUGGAGGAGCCCGCCGCCGCCGUGCAAGAAAUCACCAGGAUGUACAAACAAACAGGCCCCUGUCAUCAUUCUUGGUCUUCUUUCACGCUCAGCUGCUCUUCCUCUCCAGUGAAGAGAAACCACGAGGACAGAAUGGACUUCACCCGCGCCAGCAGCCUCAAUGACGAGCUGGACUGCGGGACAGAGGACGUUCCCCUCUCUGUGAUGACGGACAGCGCGCAUCUUCUGAGCUGCCCCUUCGUGGCCUCGGUCCAGGACUCUUUCUCCACACACCACCUGAACUCCACAAGGUUGUCUCACGCCCAGAGGUCAGCGGUGAAAGUUCUACGCAGGAUGCAGUACUUUGUGGCCCGCAAGAAGUUUCAGCAAGCGCGUAAGCCUUACGACGUCCGGGACGUGAUCGAGCAAUACUCCCAAGGCCAUCUCAACAUGAUGGUGCGCAUCAAGGAGCUGCAGAGAAGGCUGGACGGCACACUGGGCAAACCGGGCAUGUUCCUGCCAGGUAAAGGGGAAGAUAAGGAAUUCCCGACCAUCGGAGCGCGACUGAUCCGUCUUGAAGAAAAGGUCUAUCAGAUGGACCAGAAGAUGGACUCGGUUCUGCGGAUCCUCACGGAGCAUUUCCUGCCCAAGCCGGAGCUGACGUCCCGGCCCUCCAUCCGCAGGGUGACCAUCCAGAAGCGCAUGGGCGUCAGCAUCGACGAAGGCCUCUGAGGCCCCGCCCCCAACGCGGCGUCACGUCUGCUCCACGCUCCCGACACAUUUCGACACCAACAGCAGGAAAUAUUUUCCACAUUCUUUUCAGUCACGGGCAACAUGGAGUCACUCCAACUUCCUGGCUUGUUUAUUUCAGCGCUCUGCCUCCUCCUCCCUCACGUCUUUUCCUCCCGAUAUCCUUCCACAGCUAAGCAGCCAGCCGUGAAAGCGCUGGCGUUCUCCCAAAGAGUCCAAACGCAGGAGGAGGUGCGACGUUUAUGUUGGCAUGGAGGUUGAGAAGGUGACGGGACAAGGGUGGGCUAAGGGCGACGCGAACGUGUCCGCUUGGGGAGUACGGGUUGAAGUGCUGCUCAUAAAACUUGAUGCUCUUCUCUUUUCCCAUCUUUAGACAAUCUUUUAGUGUUAAGUCGAACAAAAAUGUUGACUCUCUGCUAGAUCCUCAAAAAAACUUUGAUGAGGGAAUAAGAAUGCAAUGGCCAGGAGUACGGUCCAAAAGUGGUCGUAUACACUAUAUUGCCAAAAGUAUUUGGCCACCAGU